CCAUCCUCAUUCCUGUCACUCAUCGUCUUAAUUCCCUCCACCCACUUUUAAUCCGAGUUUACCUGCUCUGAGUCACUCACAGGGAAAAACAACCGAACCACUUCAAUUCUGUUAUUGUCGUCCGGAUGCAUAAACAACAAACAAACACUCACAUGAUCCACAUGGCAGUAAAGUGUUUUUUACUGAGUAAAGGAUCAGGUCCUGAAGUGUUAUUAAUGCACUCUCAGGAGCAGAGCAGGUAGCCGUGCAUUCACAUGUAUCAGCUCAGUAAACACACACCUAGUGUGUGUGUCGUGUAUUUACACAGUGUUUCAGUUUAUAGAGGGGCACAUCAGAAAUAACUGCGUGUUCUUUGUUCACAAUGCUCACAUGUCAUCCAUCAUUACCUGUGAAACCACCUUGCCAAGAAGGCAGGGGGCGGGUCUUAACUUCUUUAUUUCAGAGUGUUUGAACAAUUUGUACUUCCAUAACCGCUAGAGACAGCCAGGUAUCCAUCUGGUCUACAGACGACCAGGUAUCCAUCUGGUCUACAGACAGCCAGGCAUCCAUCUGGUCUACAGUAAGGACCGUGCAGACAUGUAUCUAUCCCCCACGGACGGCGGCGGCAGCGUGUCCAUGCUUUGGUACAAGAAGUCCAAGCCUUUGGGGAAGGUAAAGAGAAGGGUGCAGGACCUCCGCACAUCUUGCUCUUCUUCCAAUGGACACUAUGUCAGCGAUCCCAGGCAGGACCUGAGCCACAACGAGGCUGCCCGGCUUGCAAUGGACUCCCUGCUGAGCCGAGGUUUGGAGGGAUACAACGAGGUGCUGAACGCGGAGGGAGAGGUGGACUUUCUGUCGGAGAUGGAGAAGACUUACAUCCUGGAGCAUGCGAAGGACAGCAGCACAGGUGCGGAUCCUGAGGCAUCCGACAAAGAGUCAGAUGCUGACACCAAGUCCACCUCACACCGUCCCACACUGUCCUCACACAGUGAUCUCACUGUGUCAGGCUUGGACCGCAGCAGGCAGAAAGGUGUGACAAAGAAUGGUCCAGCUCUGGGUGGUUUCAAGAUUUACUUCCAGUGUGACCACAGAGCGUGUGGGAUGAAGGACUCGGUCAUAGAGCUCAUCAGAAAGGCUGAAACGGUCCUGGCCAUCGUGAUUGACAGCUUCAGUGACAUGGAGCUGCUAUUUGACCUUCUGGAGGCAUGUAAAAAGAGGAAGGUGUCUGUUUACCUGCUGCUGGAUCAUCUCAACCUUGACCAUUUCGUCAGCAUGUGGAAGAACCUCAAACUGGACAGCAAGAAGUUCCCUACAUUAUCAGUGCGCAGCGUCGGUGGACAGACCUACUGUGCCAAGACAGGCCGGAAACUGACGGGUCAGAUUGCCGAGAGUUUUGUCAUCGCUGAUUGGUCAGAGGUGCUGACUGGCUCAUUCAGUUUCUCCUGGCUGUCGUGGCAUGUGUAUCGCAGUCUGGUUGUUCUUUUGAGGGGCAGCAUGGCUGAAGGUUUCCAGCAUGAGUUCUACAGGCUGUACUCCAGCUCCAAACCAGUCCCCGGGUUUAUCGACAUCUCCCUGCCUUGUGCUGACCCCCCCGACACCACAUUAGAAUCCACUCAGGACAAGAAAAGUGCUGUCACUGAGUCAGAAGAACAUCAGACUAAAACAAUGUGUCUGAAGGAUUUGGUUGAGGAUGCCCGUGACACAGAGAUGAAACCAAAAAUGCCAGAUUUACCUGAAAGCCAAAGCCCUGAAUUGGAGAGCAGCGAAGGUGAUACCAAGCCUCCACAGAAAACAGAAACUGCUACAGAAGUUACUGAAAAACCUGCAGAGAUGAAGCCAAAACCUCUACUGCAAAGUGCACCUGUGGAGAAGCCAAAGAACACAGUGGGCGCAAUUUGCACGCCACAUGAUGCACAAACAAAAGUGGAACCUCUGGAGAAAGAAGACAACAAGAUCCAGACUCAGGACGCAAACCCCCAGUCCCCGUCUGAAAGUCUUACCGUCAUCCCAGAAGCUGAAAGCAAAGUGAAGGUCGAAGAGUCAAACCCACAGCAAACUGCAGACAGACAGCAGACCUGGUACCAACCGACUCUUCAGAGGAAUAGAGAUGGAUCACAAAGACGACACUGGAACUGCUCCCUAGACUUCAAACCAAAUAAUGACUUCGUACCUGAUCUCCCCAGCCCGUUGUCCCCAGGUGCCAGCUGGCGUCAGCAGGUGAGCCCUACAGCCAGACCGAACUGGAUGCCCCAGAGUCGCCAAAACUCCUACGAUUCUAACUACAGGACGGGACUGAACACAAGCGCACAGGCCGGCUGGAGGCCAUUUCAAAGCAGUGUGUAUACAGGAUUACAAAGGAGCAAAAGCAUGAACGACAGACACUCGGCAGGCUUCAGCAGAGCAGGUCGUCACCUCAGUAUGAGCUAAAUCUGACAGAAAUAAUCAGAUCGGGGUCUAACAGAAUUCUUCAUCCUUAUGUGCAUGACGCUCAAAAUGAUCCAGCUCAAUAACAUGUCAGCCGUACAUGUGAGGUUUGUUUUUCUCUGCUGUGUAAUGCUUCUGAGGCGAUUUCAACCUACUGUGUUAUAAUCUCUAUAAAGACAAAAAGGUGAGAACAAUUUUGCUGAGCUUGAUUUUGAAGGUAUGGAAUCGUAAAUAUGACAAAGCCACUCCCUGAACUCAUAAAAGUUAGCUUCUUCACUACUGUUGUAAGGUGAGCUACAAGAAGGAACAGCAUUGUACUUUUAUUGGAAGGCUUAUAAAACUACCUUCACUACCUUUCUUGUAUGACUGGAUUGCCAGAUUUUGCUUUUGUUGUAGAUUUUGCAGGUUGACAGGCAGGUAAGCCAUAAAACCUUUGAAAAGGCUGGACUGACGUCUUAAAGGCCUCCACCUUUUUUUUUUCUUUGUUUUUCUGUAUCUGUAACUUUUGUUUCAUCGAUUGUUGCAUGUAGAGAAUUCUAACAAAAAACCACAACAACAAAUAAAGUAAUGCAACAGCCUGA
Messenger RNA from Notolabrus celidotus (New Zealand spotty), 2984 nucleotides. Its product is annotated as protein FAM83A-like. Gene Ontology annotation, biological process: epidermal growth factor receptor signaling pathway. Bases 577 to 2406 code for a protein of 609 amino acids. The record is from RefSeq and is a predicted model, not a curated record. The transcript is spliced from 6 exons. NCBI's taxonomy places the organism in Eukaryota, Metazoa, Chordata, Actinopteri, Labriformes, Labridae.